GUUCGCUAAUAAAGGCGUGAAGUAACAUUCUUUUACGUUCGCUUGAUUUUGUCACGCGGUUUGUACCGGCGCACUUUUGCUGGGAGGUUAAUUUUACUGCCCAUCCUCUUCAGUACGGGAAUUUAUGUUUUGUGAUUCCUGCUGAGUAAACACACCAGUUCUUCAAAGUCUUUGAAAGACGCAUAUACGUCACAAACCAUCACGAGAUGCUUCUUUCGGUUGAAUCACUGUUGUUGCUGCUUCAGCUACUCGCGUGUGCAGGUAAGAGCAUUUAGAUACUUAUCGUUUUAUUUUCUAGAGAGAUAGGUUUUUACUUGCUACCUUAAUCUUGACUUCUCUAGCAAUUGCCGACGAGUAAUUGUAUUUCAUAAUACACCUGGUAAUCAAUAUGCUACAUUGAAAUCCUCCUUGAUUCAUUUAGUAAACAAUCACUUCAGUACUACUUCCGCUGUAAGAUGUAGGAGGAAAUGUUGCCAAAUGUUGAUUGUACCAUGUAUGCCGAGCAAGUUGAAGCAUGGCGAUCAUUCAACCACGCGCGUUUUUGCACCAGUUCGAAAUAAAGACGCUACACUGAAUAGUAAAAUACUUGGAUUUAGCAAAUGGAAUGAAAUUAUCUAAAUGAUCUAAGAGUGCGCUAAAUUGCGACGUGACGAUUAAAAAGUGUUAAUUAGGUUUUAUGUUUGAUACUAUCCAAAGAAGAUGUAACGAAAGUUUAUUUGAAUAACAUGAAUCUCAACGAAAUUUUGUGAAACAAAAAUUCAAUUCAGUUGAUGAAUUAAUGUAAUCACAGCGUUGCACGGCUUUCGAGUAGCGUAUUAUGGCAGACUGAUGACCUACUGGAUCCAGUGACAAAAUAUGUAUCGUAUUGAUGUUUCAAGUGCUGGGCUUCUUUUAAAAGAGCGAAUUAAUGGAGUGUGAGUUCUUUGCAGUUUAGUAUUGUACCUUAUAGAGGAACCACGAUGUUGAUUAUAAAUAGGAUCAUUUGUUCUCGCCACAUGUGAAAAACGACUUUCUAAAGUGUGUUAAAUUUCAACAUAACGAUGGAAAAAGAGUCAAAGAGAAGGCAUCGUUAUACACGCCCUUUUCCACGGGUACUUUGUCGCAUGACAUGUUUCCCAUGUUGGAUGUGGCUUCUGAAUAAUUAAGGUUUUCAUUUAAACUAAAGGUGUUUCCACUCUGGUAAUUUUUCUUCCAUUUUUUGCUAUGAACAAAAGGAGAUGCACCAACGCAAAUAGAACAGUUGUUUCAUGUUCAAGCGUAAACUGAAUGAACCCUGGCUUAACAACAUGUUAUUUAUAGUUGUAGUCCUAAGCAAAAAUCGUCCGGACAACUUAUAUCACAAAAAGUGUCAGCAUUAAAGGUACAUAUCAGGUUACCGUUCAUUUUUUUUAUGGUGGAGAGGGGGCUGGUGGGAUUCGACGGGUAGCUCCUAGAUCGUGUAGUAUAUGAUCACCCCCUCCUCAUAAGAAUUUUUUUCAUUUUCUCCCCCCCCUUGUGACCCAAAUUAAUGGAGAUGACCCCCCAAGAAAAGAAAAAAGGAAAAAAAAAAAAGAGAGAGGGAACAAACAAAAAAAAAAUGAAAAAUCAGUGAGUUUGUCACUUUCUCCUAAUUCCGCUAGGGGAGUCCGGAGGCAUGCUUCCUUGGGAAAAUCUGAAAUUUCUGAAUGUCAGGAACGCUAAUUUUUGGCAUUCUGGUGGGCUGUUUGUAUAAUUACAAAUGUCGUCGCUGCAAAAUUCUAAGGAUUUUUAGGUGACUCCCCCUUUAAACACAAUAUCUUUUCUUUUGAUUUCCCCUUUUAAGCCAUAUUUUUUCAAUCCCCCCCACUGAUCCCACUAUCCCCCCGUACCUGGUAGAAAAUGAACGGUCCCUCAGUUGACUACUGAUGAACUCGAACUCAAACCAAAAUUGAAUUCUCCUGAAUUUCCUUCAUUCGAUGUAAUAUACCUGGAGUUAUGAAAACCGGGUUAGCAAACAUCUUGUAAUUUUUCUCAACUUCCCAUGUUUAAUAGCUUGUUUACUGUGUGGUUUGCUUAUGUUUUUUUUUUUGCUUGUUUUGUGGUUAGGGAUUUGUGCAGAAGUGGAUGUAGACAGAAUUACUAUCUUUCCCCCCUUCCUAUUUUUUUGCUAUCCACAAUUCUUUGUUUAACACAAGUGACAGUUAUUUGAAAUCCGUACGCGCCUAAAGCUGGUUUCGGUGCCGUUUAGCAGUUUAGUUUUAUAUAUUGGUCACCUUGAGAAAAGUUUCCCGGAAAGCAUCCUGUAAAGCUCUGAGAUGGGACAAAGUUAUUACGAUUCGCAGAGUCUGCACCACCUAAUAUCGUAUUAUAUUCUCGUUUCAUUUGGUUAAACGGAUAAAUCACCCUGAUCCGGGCCGAUACGAUAUUGUUCGCUUUUCUAAGGUGACCACUAAGUCUUUGGCCUCGGGAACAGGCUCUUAGGAGUCAAAUGAAUUGGGUGAGAGCAAAAUUGCAGGACAACUUUGACCCGGGCCAAGACUUAAUUUUUUUUCUGGUGUGAAAACAAGGCCAAGGAGAUCCGCCAACCGUGUGACUCUACAUCCGGGAACUUGAAUAAGACGAGUGUAAGAGAAAAGUCCAGAGGUAUUUAUUUGCCAAUAGGUUGAGUUUUUCCGAGUUCUUCGAUAAUACUUCGCUUAUGUUAAACGUGAGAAGGUUAUGCGUGGUUGUGGAUAGUCUUAUCAGUGCCGCGAAAGUGUUUGAUUGUGUUAUUUCCGCAUGGUGUUGAUAGGUAUGUGAUGGCGUGGUUGAAAAUAUUCUGUGCCAGCCAUUAAUAUUGUUUCGUCGGUGUUUAGCUUAGCUGAUUGUAACUUGGAAAAGCGACUCUCGACUCAGGAAAAUUGGAUCUAGGUCUAGUUUCAGCGGGCUCUAAUGGAAUUGAACCAUAGGCCGAGUUUUACAGAUAACAAAGUGAUAAUUUGUGCACUACGUUUCAUUCAGUUUGUUGUCUAUUCCAUGCAGAAUCCUGUUGUUUAUCGAACCGCGAAAAAAGUCCUGUUUUGCUAGCUAUUUAAGUUGUUAUGUAAGCCUUAACCAGGCACUCUUUCGCUGCAGUUCACUCAACUUAUAAAUUUCUAGAAUGAAAUGACACCGGUUUGAAAGUUCGCGACGUCAGUUUACUGAAUAUAAAUGGUCUAAAUUUUGCCUCAUUUUAAAUUUGGAGUAGUUGGAAUGCUUCUACGGACCAUUAACUUACUGCCCGGUGUCAGAUAAAGGCUUUUAAUCGGCCUUUGAAUGAGUUUUAUUGUUUUAAACUGCCAAGUAGUAGAAGGAGUUGAUAUUUUUGCUAACCCGGUUUUCAAAAAUCCAGGUAUAUUAAGGUGACUCGACCCAGUUUUUUUGGGGGGGUACCAUCCUACUUUGAAGCUCUCUGGUAUCCCCCACCUUUACUUUUAUCAUAAGUCUAACACAUAGAAUGGAUAAUAUAUAGACCAAUCUACAAUGUAACCCAUAUUUUUUGGCGAUCGGAGUAAAUGUCACGUGGUUACAAUGCCACGCCCCUUUGAGGUCUGAGUCGAAAAUCUGCUGUUGCCGGCAUUUUUUCGUGAAAAUCUCUCGGCUACACAUAGUGUGCAUUAGUGGGCCUUGCGCUGAACAGAGUUUCACCAAAACCGCACAGACCCAAUGCGAGAAAUUCAGCGGUUUCCAAAUUUAGGUCAUAAUUUAUGCGAAAAUGAUAAGCAAACUUUACACGAUUAUAUCUAAUAAACUAUGAGAUUUAUCCCUUUACUUUUGGGAUUUUUAUAACAGAUGGGUCCUUGCAAGUCAGCAAAAAGCUUUAGGGCCUUGUAAAUGCGCGCGAUUUCGAGCAAUGCAAACAUAUAGAAAUUAUAGUUUUAGCUAUUUGUUGACGUUUGUCAGCGUUUAAGAGUCCUUCUCACGAAAAAAGCAUUUUCUUAAAAAUUCGUAGUUUUUUUUCGUUCAAAAUUUUCAGGGCCACAAUCGAUUAACUAACUACCCGGAUUCUGAAUUUCAUGAUCAUUGAAAAACUGUGACAUUAUCUUCUAUAAGCUUAAACUUGAGUAAACAUUGAAGAUUUUUAGCGUUUUGGCUGAGUUUGUGCUUUGGGAGUUUUCUAUUGUUUCUAGUCUGUCAUGAUACAGCAUUCUUGUUCAGCACGCGUGCAAUGACAGCGCUAGGCUGACUUCCGAAUGCACACCGAGAUAUGAUAAUUUAGUACUAGAAAUUAAAAUAGAAGGGAUUCCCGUCACGUGACGUCUCCAGCCAGCUGAGUGUAUACGUCAUGCCGAGAAUUAAAAACUCUAAAAAGAAAAUGGCCGGAGUGUUGAAUGCUAUUCGGGCGAGAGAGGAAGUUCACGGAGAAGAGAUUGUGUAGCAUUUCUUGAUUUUUUUAUGCAAAAGCAUAAAAGGGUCUUUGCGGUUUUAGUGAAACUAUGUUCAGCGCAAGGCCCACUAAUGCGCACUAUGUGCAGCCGAGAGAUUUUCACGAAAAAAUGCCGGCAACAGCAGAUUUUCGACUCAGACCUCAAAGGGGCGUGGCAUUAUAACCACGUGACAUUUACUCCAAUCGCCAAAAAUUUUAUGUUAUAUUGUAGAUUGAUCUAUAUGUUAUCCAUUUUAUGUGUUAGACUUACGAUAAAGGUAAAGGUGGGGAUACCAGAGAGCUUCAAAGUAGGAUGGUAACCCCCCAAAAAACUGGGUCGAGUCACCUAAAUUGCACAGAAAUCACAAAGGAGCAUCUUUAAAUUCGUUAAAGAUCAGUAAAAUGUCUCUCACGAUUAUCUCAUACAUGCAUGUUCUUUGUCGAGGAGCUGAUUUGGCAAAAAUGCACUUUUCUAGGUAUAAUCAUCCUCAUAUUCUUUGCAUGUGCUCUAAGGCAUUGUAGAGUGAUAACAGGCUAAAAUGUGACAUUGAAAUAUCAGGCAAAACCCAGAACUAUCGCCUGAAAAGUGUUUGCAACUUUUAACUUCAGGCACUUAUUCCAUUGAGAUUAUACACCCGGGGUAGCUCGAACCCUCGAUAACACGAUACCUCCCUCUAAUUCGUAGAGAUUUUUGUUUCCCUUUAAAUCACUUGUUAAAAAAGGGCACAGCAUUCAGAAAUGAUCUCCCGAUAAAUCGUACGUUUUUUCCCGGAAGGUUGGAGUUAUCGGGGGUCGUUUCUUUAAUUUUCUUUUGUUCAAAAGCAUUUUCUUGGAGAAUUUUCUCUGUGAUUUAUAAAAUCAUUAAAUCAUCAACUUGUUGACCAAAAAAAGCUUUCUUUCAACAAUGAAAGUAAAGCUAGUGGAUAAAAUGAUUCAAAGUUAUUAUUUAUGAGUUUUUUUUUACAUGUCAAGCACUAAAAACCACCUUUUAUGGCGCUUUUGACCUGAUUCCUAAUUCUUGGUAAAAUCCAAGACUGCGGCAUGGGUGGACCAUAUCGUUGAUAACGUCGCAGGUCUCCAGCAGCUCCACACCUUAGACGUGUGUGGUUUUGCUCCGCACUUGGCAAUGUUGUAUGGCCGAAACUGUUAAACGAACAUCGAGGAAAACAAAACAGAAAAAAAGAUCAAAGAGCUGGAAGACGGAUUGGAUUUUGCGAACACGGAAUGCGGUCUUUUAAGGAGAAAUUUGACAAGCUGAAUGCGAAAUUAAUCCGCUCAGGGACGAGAAACUAUACAUGGAAGUAUAUCAGCGGCGGGAAAAUCUUCGUUUUUUCGGAAUUAAAAAAGAAGCCGAUACGGAGGAGGACGCGAGAGAGGUUUUGAUUGGAUUCCUUUAAACAGAGCUUGGUAUAGAAAAUGCAGAUCAAGUCGAAUUCCAAAGGGUUCAUCGUGUUGGAAAGCGUGUUUCUUUCGAUGGUAAACCUAGACAAAUAAUCGCACGCUGUUUGAAAUAUCCUCAACGAGAAGAUGUCCAAUGCUAGAAGGGUAAAAGGAAAAAACUUUGGAAUUUCGCUGGACCUUCCAAGUGAAAUUUUAGAAAGAAGAGAGAAGAAGAUGAAGCAAUUUAAUCAUGCGAAAAAGGACAAUAAGACCGCUUUUUUAGUAGAACGGAGCCGGAUAAAUAACCCUUAUGCAUGUUUACGUCACACAAGCAAAUUUCACCACCAAGCCUCGUUUUGAAAUUAAAAAUAAGCGAAGUUUCACAGAAAUGAAUUCCCAAGGCAGUAGAGUUGAAAAGAAUACCCACGCACAAAAAGUGCAAAUGCAAAAAAUUUUGUUCACAAACGAGGCUUGUUGGUGAAAUUUACUCGUCUGACGUAAUCAUGCAUAGGGGCUAUUGUUUAUUGACGGUGUUGAAAUGUAAGAACAUUAGAAAAAUCGUUAGGCCGCAUGCGCAUAUAUUUUCUAACUAUUCAAAGUUGUAUUUUUAUUAUUUUGCCAAGAACUGUGGAGCAAAAACCAGACUGCUAUUAAUUAAGAUCAAGAUUGCAAGGUGCCAGUCAGAGGUGGCACUAACAACUUUGGCUAUUUUAUUUUUAUAUUUAUGUACUGUGUUAGUUCUUUGUGGCCAUUGUUAGUUUUUGUCAUUGUUUUUCGUGUUAUUUUCGUAUCGUAUUGUUCUCUAGUUGUUAUUUUAAUUAUUAAGUUGCCAAGCGGUAAUGUAGUGCCAAUCCUUGAUAUCUCUCCUAAACAGAUCUACCAAAUCUUUCUGCAGCAAAAGCAAAUUGGGCCCACCGCAAAACAGAAGUUAUCAAACAAGUACUCAAAUAUAGAUAUUGAUUGGAAAAAGGUUUACACUUUGGCCUUUCAAUGCACUUUAGACACAAAGAUCAGCCGAGGGAAGUUCGUUACAAAAAUUUAAAUUUCAUAAUCUUUACAAACGUGAAACUUAAUUUAAUUGGUGUAGUGGAAUCGCCAAACUGCACUUUCUGUCAAGAAGCACCGGAAUCCGUUGAUCAUUUACUCUUCUCCUGCAGGAUAUCUUCUGACUUUUGGAAGCAUGUGCUGUCCUGGCUAAGAGAUAAUGAUGUUCAUGUUGAGACAAUUAAUGAGUCUGAUGUGAUAUAAGGAAAAUUUGAUAUUGUCGAAGACUAUAUUCUAAUUAAUCAUAUUUUGUUAUUAGCUAAAUAUUAUAUCUACUGUAGGAAAAGUCAUAAUAGCUUACCCUCAAUUAGAGGUUUUAUUGUUAGGGCAAGACGUGUCUUCAAUAUUGAGCUCCAUAUCGCCAGGGAGAAAAAUAAACUUCUUUUUCAUUUUCAAAAGUGGGAGAAGCUAACUAAUGCACUUAAUAGUAGUUGAUGCACAGAGGUUCGUAAAAGUUAGCAGGCAUCUUUAUUGUUACCGUUGUUGUUGUAAUAUAUAUAUAUAUAUAUAUAUAUAUAUAUAUAUAUAUAUAUAUAUAUAUAUAUAUAUAUAUAUAUAUAUAUAGAUAAAAGAUGAACUUCUGGAGUCGGACUAGUUCAAAAACAUUUAAUCGCUACUCGGAGUUUCAUUUGAUGUCACCAUGGGGUCGUUCGAUGGGGCCGAAACAUGCGAACUAGUUGGUUGCUACAUCCUGUCACGCCUUACAGAAAAGUUCGGAAGGAACAUCGGUCUCUAUCGUGACGACGGGCUGUCGGCAUUCAACAAAACACCACGUGAGAUGGAAAGAGUUAAGAAAGAUAUCUGCCAGAUCUUCCGCGACAAUGAUCUUAAAAUCACCGUGGAAGCCAACCUCACCAAAGUAAAUUUUUUAGAUGUCACACUCGACCUAAAAAGCGAAAAGCACUCCCCAUACAUGAAAGAAGGAAAUACACCCAUCUACGUACACAAGCAAUCGAAUCACCCACCUUCCAUCAUAAAGAACAUUCCCGAAUCCAUCAAUAAGCGCCUAAGUGAAAUCUCAUCUGACAAGGAAUGCUUUGACAAAGCCAAAGAUGCGUACCAAGAUGCUCUUAAUAAAUGUGGCCACAAUUAUAAUCUUUCAUACAAAGUGCCAAUCCCUAAAACAUCACGACAAAACCAACGGCAUAGAAACAUUACUUGGUUCAACCCACCUUACAGCCAAAAUGUUGAAACGAAAAUCGGAAAAUGCUUCCUCAAAUUAGUUGAUCUGCAUUUCCCCAAAUCAAACCCACUGCAUAAGAUAUUUAACCGGAACAGCCUUAAGUUGAGCUACAGCUGCAUGAGCAACGUGAAAACUAUCAUCUCCAGCCACAACAAAGCCCAGAUCAGCAAACCAGUAGCCCAAUCAGAAGAAGUCGCUGGGUGCAAUUGCCGUAAAAAAGAUUCUUGCCCGCUUGAGGGAAAUUGCAAAAUCCAGAACAUUGUAUACCAAGCAGAGGUCACGACUCCACAGUCAAAAGAAACGUACAUCGGCCUAUGUGACACGAUGUUUAAGGAACGAUUCAAUAACCAUAAAUGCUCUUUCAGGAACGAAAGAUACGAGAAUAGCACAGAGCUUAGCAAAUACGUAUGGAACCUAAAACAACGCAAAAUUGAUUACCAAAUUAAGUGGAGAAAAGUAAAGCAAGCUAGGUCUUACUCUAAUGUCAACAAGAAAUGUAAUCUCUGCCUGUGGGAGAAAUACUUUAUUAUUUGCAAACCGGAAAUGUCGACACUCAAUCGUAGAAAUGAACUGUCAUCGAUCUGUAGACAUUCUAAGAAAUUUCUUUGAAAUACCGCGAUAACCUAAUAUAGAUUUACCUGUUCGUUAAGCAUUUUAGCCGUCCAAUCAGAAUUCUUACGUCUUUUCAAAUUUGUAUAUCUUUACAUGUGACCGCUAAUGUUGUCAGUCGCCUGAUGAUUGCUUCUUUAGAGGCAUGAAACUCCGAGUAGCGAUUAAAUGUUUUUGAACUAGUCCGACUCCAGAAGUUCAUCUUUUAUCUAUUUACAGCUCUGUUGUUACCAUUGAGCACUCUUAUAGCAGAUGAAGUCUUCAUUUUAUCUACUUAUAGUUAUAUAUAUAUAUAUAUAUAUAUAUAUAUAUAUAUAAGAGGUUUGAACUUGAAAUCCGUAAAACAGUGCUCAAUACAUAAAGUAGAGCGAGUAUACGUAUGGUUGACGGAAGAAAACAAGUAACUACAUAAGUAUCCCUACAAGCCUGUUUCGUGGUUGCCCACUCAUCAGGGGAUUUUAAUGAGAAUAACUUUACCAUUACUUAUAUACUAGACUGAUUUACAUAAUUUAUUCAGUGCGAGGUUCGUUACAUAUAUAUAUAUAUAUAUAUAUAUAUAUAUAUAUAUAUAUAUAUAUAUAUAUAUAUAUAUAUAUAUAUAUAUAUAUAUAUAUAUAUAUAUAUAUAUACAUAUAUAUUAUAUCUGUCUGGAUUUGCAGAAACAUGGCUACAGAAAUCUCUCUUAUAUACCCUCUGACUGAGCCUUGUAGUGAGGCAUGUUUUUUUUUUUUCAUAGUUACUUUUUAUUUAUUUAAUCGGUACCGGAUAGGCCACCGUAGAUAGACAUUGAUGGGAAAAAAAGUGUUUUUCAUAACUUCCCAUAUAAUUCUCUCUGUAUGUCAGUUUGAAAUCAACGCGCGUAUUAGACUGAACUCGGCUCUCAUAGUGGGUUGUCUUAGAGUUUUUUUGGCUGCCUUGAGCAAUGUUUACCCGGAAGGCAUCAUCAGGCCUUAUGAAGGAACAAUUCUCACGUCUGACAAAGUCUGCUGCGUCCAAUAUCUUCUGGUAUUUCGUCUCAUUUCGGGCUACACGGAUGAAAGACUGAUCCCGGGCUUGAGACGGAAAGAUUGGAUAUUGCGAGCUUUGUUGUUGGCAGUAACAAGUCUUUGGCCUCACAAAGUAGGUUCUAGGGUUGAAAUCUAUUAGGCAAGAUGGAAAUUCAUGCUGAUUUCUGACCAGGCCAAAGACUUAGGAAAAAAAUGUGUGGAAGGCGGGGGCUGUAUGUCUCCUUUUCAACCGCUGGUUUACAUCCGGGAUCUUGAAUAAAUCGACUGUCAGUGAGUCGAGAAAAGUUCCAUAUGACGAUUUAUGUGGAGAAAGCGAGAGUUGGAGUUUCGCCCGUGUUGAGUGUGGAAGUAUUAUGAGUGGUUUUCGGAAGUGUUGUGAUUGGCGCGAAACUCAUUUAUUGUGAGAUUUACCGAAAGUGUUUACAGACAAAUCUCAGGUAUGUGCAGUUGAGCUCGUGUUACCAGAAUACUUUGUGCCAAGCAUAAAAACGCUUCGUGAGUGUUUAGUUUAGGUGAUUUUCUCUUAGAAAGCCUAUUCUGUGCUCAAAGAUUGUGGAUUUGUAAUCUGUUUUCGGCCGACACUGAGCUUUGGGUCUCACGGUUUGACUGACUAAAAGAUCACGAUUUCUGGACGUUUCAAAUGUUGUUUAUUUCAUCGCAAAAUCCUGUUAUUCCUGCGAGAGAACUUUACCGUCCAUUGUUGCAAUAAUGCUGUCAUUGUUUAGCUUCAGCUAAUGACUUUUAACUGCUUCUCAUUCCACUUAGAUGUCAAAUAGUUAAAAUGCACUUGAAAUUUCUUUAGCCACGUUUUAACAAAUCCAGACAGAUGUAUAUACAUAUUUAUUAAAAACUGAAUCAUUGGAUAAUGCAAUUCUAGCAUUUUGAUUGGCUUAGCCGUUAUGGUAUAUGAGCUAUUAUACCAUGCUCUCCAUAUAUGGUCGAUGUACGCGUCAGUUUAAAAUUGGAAGGUAGCUGAGAUUUUUUUUCGCGAAGGAUAGAACGGCGCCCGAAGCAAAUCGUUUUUUUCAUUUCUUAGAAUACUAGAAAUGCAAUUUCAUCGAAAGAAAAAAGACAAAAACAAACAGAAAAGCCACAAGAGCUUGUUUGAAAGUUUGUCGAAAAACACAUGAAAAUACAUGGAACUAAAGCACCUUGACUAGCUACGAAAAGAGGACAGGUGUUGUUUCUUCAUGAUCGGGAAGCCAUUCGCCGAUCGAGUGACUCGCCGAUAGAUAACUGCGGCUUGUUUAUCCGACAUCAAGAAUGUAAAUCACAAGUAACCAGCUACAAAUACAGGCUAUGCAGCCAUUCACUAGAGCAAACGAGUCGGCAGUAUAGCUUCUUUUCUCGUUCAGCAAAACCAGCUUGUGGCUUCAAACAACUUCAUAACAAGCGACCGAGGUAAUAGUUUUUCUCCGUUGUUCUUACCUUUGUAACUGCACCGAAAAUCCAAAUUCACAGUAAUUUCGACGGCUGUCACUUAAAAAUUCUUUUCCUUUCAUUAUCUGCCAGGUUUUUUUAGCUGUCCUGCUGUGUAAAAUCCUAGAAUCCCAAUGAGUUUUUAAAAAAUUAAUGUUCAUUGCUGCAAUGUUUUGAUUUUUCAUUCAUGCAGUCCAGGCGAGUCCGUUCGCGCGUUGACAGUUUUGAUAGACGUGUGACACGUGAAUAGCGGAAGUCCCUUGUCUUUUCCGGUUUGUUUUAGUAGGGGAGAUUCAACGAGUUUUUGUGGGCGUUUUUAAUAAAACAAUUAUUCCACUCGUGCUUGUUGGAUAUGAGAUGAUUAUAGCCAACUCGGCGCUACGCGCCUCGUUGGCUAUCUAUCAUCUCAUAUCCAACGCGCCCUCGUGGAAUAAUUGUUAAAUAUAUAUAUAUAUAUAUAUUUUCGUUGUUGUUAUCCUUUUUCUUUUUUCUUUUAGGUUAGUAUCUAUUGAAGUGGAAUUGUGUAAUUUAAUUUAUUUAAGUAAUGUUAAUUCUUAAAUAACAUUGUAAAAGUUGUCUCUAAUUCAAUAAAAACUGUUAAAAAAAAGCUGCACACCUAGGGAGUCGUUUCUUUAAUUUUCUUUUGUUCAAAAGCAUUUUCUUGGAGAAUUUUCUCUGUUAUUUUUAAGAUCAUCAAAUCAUCAACUUGCUGCCACCCUCCCCCCCCAAAAGCUUUAUUUUAACAAUGAAAGUAAAGCUAGUGGAUAAAAUGAUUCAAAGUGAUUAUUUAUGUGAUAUUUUACGUGUCAAACACUAAAACCUCCCUUAAAUGGCGCUUUUAACCUGAUUCCUAAUUCUUGGUAAAAUCCAAGAUUGCGGCAUGGGUGGCGACCAUUGUUGAUAACGUCAAAGGUCUCCAGCAGGGUAUACCGCAUCCACUGGAGGCAAAAUCGUUUCGAAAUAUUGCAAAAUAUCAAAAACUCUGGGGAAGGCGGUACCAUCAACCUCCCCCUUGAAGCUCCUGCUUGUUAAGUGUAAACUUAUUGCAAGAAGCUUAUGGAUUUAUCCUGUUGUCUUUGCUUGUUUUUUGUUUAUUAUUGAACAUUGCCUUAUCUCUGUUUUAGCUGUUUUACAAUUCACGCAACCAUAUCAAGGAAAGAGCAUAAUGGGUACAGUAGGUUCAUCUAUGAACUUUUCAUGGACAUUCAUCGGUGAUCCGGUCACAAUUAAGUGGGGGAUAAAGAAAGCUGGCGUAAAUGCCUUUGAAUCUAAUGGGCUUAUUUUGUCUGUGGCUAAAGACGGUACUCAAAGGGUUGAAAAUCAAGGAUAUAAUGGGCGUGUAAAUGGAAUACGGAGUGGAAACUCACAGUCUGCACAAGUGGUCUUUACUCUUAGUACCAUUGAGAUGAAAGAUAUGGAAUCGUACCUCUGCGUGCUAAGGGGAGGUUUUGGGGAGUCAGACCAAUUUGAUUACUUGAAUUUGGUUGUGGAAGGUAACUAUAGUUGUUUUCAAUCUGUAUAAUUUCAUUCAAUGCGUGAGUUAAUACUCGAUAAAAAAAGGUUGUCAGUCGAGUGGUAUUUGUCCAGUUGUUAGCCUCUGUGAAAAAAAAAAAAAUCAGAAAUGAGCUGAUUUCUUCGCCCUGAUAAUAGCUUUUAAAUCGGUCAGCACAACGAAAUUCAUCACGGGAAAAAUGCCCGAGAUUCCUCUUCUUCAAUCUGCAAUAUCUCCUCGGACACUCGUUCAAAUGUAGUGAAAUUCAUCUCGUUUUGCAGCUCUUCUUUCCUCUUCACUGAUCGGCCAAAGCAACAAUUCGGAUAGAGAGGCUUUUGUUUAAGGGCAAAUAAGUGGUGUUUACACCUCCAUUUGUCGCCCUUGGGCGAGUAGAUAAGCCCAGAAACUCGGAAUACAGGAAGAGGUAUAUACCAAUCACCGGGAAUCUCCAUGUGAACUACAUAGCGCAUCCCGGUUAAAAUGUUCGCAAUUUCUGGCGAUGAUUAAAGGCAAAUUUAUUAAUCUUGUGUUAAAAGAGAGAAAGGAAUUACUGAAAGUAUAAUUUAACCGACUAUUUUUAUUUAGCAUGUAUCAAAAGUUAGUUGUAUAGUUUUAUCACUUUAAUUUAUUGUAAAAGACACAAAAAAGAUUUAUUGUUCCUGUUACUGUUAAAAUCACCAGUGAUUUGGGUACGGGGAUACCAAAAACACUAACUCCACAUGAGAAGGAGUACCCAAAACUGCAUCACGAGGAUACCCAAAUCACCGUGUUUGAACCGCAACAAAGAUUAAUGGAACAUAUAGACAUUCAUCUGAGUCGUUGGAGUGAUUAAGCAUCUCAACCGGAUUCCAAGGUAUUUUUUCGCUCAUUUUUGAAGGGCAUCCGUCUAAUCUUCGGAUCAAUUCAAGAGCUGUAAUUAAAAAACACGCUGAAGAUGGCGUGACGUAGCAUUUUUUUUUUUACUUCCGCUUGAUUUUGUUACGUGGUUUGGACCAGACGACUUUUGCAGCGAGAUAAAUGUUACUACCCAUCCUCUUCAGUGAGACAAUUUACGUUUUGUGAUUCCUGCCAAGUAAACACACCAGUUCCUCAAAGUCUUCGAAAGACGCUAGUACGUCACAGACCAUCACGAGAUGCUUCUUUCGGUUGCAUCACUGCUGCUGCUGCUUCAGGUACUCGAGUGUGCAGGGAAGAGCAUUUAGAUAGUUAUCGUUUUAUUUUCUUGUGCGAUAAGUUUAUACUUGCUACCUUAAUCUGAACUUCUAGCAAUUGCCGUCGAGUAGUAGUAUCACAUAAUACAGCUAAUAAUACCUUCACUGUGUGGAAAUGUUUAUUCUGCCACUAAUCAAGACCAAGUUAAAGCAUGGCGAUGAUUCAACCACGUACUUUUUUGCACCAGUUCAAAGUAAAGACGCUACACUGAAUAGUAAAAUGCUUGGAUUUAGCAAAUGGAGUGAAAAUAUCUAAAUAUUCCCAGGGUGCGCUAAAUUGUGACGUUGUCAUGUUAAUCGUCAACUAGUUUUGUGACUUGUAACCCGAUAGGGUAAUGAUAGAUUGUGAAAUAUAGAUGAGUCUUGAUCUUCAACAUGGUUUGCGUGUUUACUUAAUGUUACAUGGUGUCCGAAGUGGGAUUCGAGCACAAAGAUAACGCUUGCCAAAAAAAGAAAAAAAAAACGAGAAUGGCGUCAAACUCGAUUGCACCACCUACUCUCUUCAAAGAGGACUGGCCUAAAUGGAUACGACGAUUCGAGCGGUAUCGCAUAUCAACUGAACUCAACAAAAAGCUGAAAUCCUGCAGAUAA
This is a messenger RNA of Porites lobata, 14278 nucleotides long. NCBI's taxonomy places the organism in Eukaryota, Metazoa, Cnidaria, Anthozoa, Scleractinia, Poritidae. The record is from the annotation of a GenBank genome assembly.